This is a messenger RNA of Tachysurus vachellii, 2468 nucleotides long. It is a transcript of the gene atl2, whose product is annotated as atlastin GTPase 2. Gene Ontology annotation, molecular function: GTPase activity; GTP binding. The coding region runs from base 76 to 1857 and encodes 593 amino acids. The transcript has 13 exons. Lineage: Eukaryota; Metazoa; Chordata; Actinopteri; Siluriformes; Bagridae. The record is from RefSeq and is a predicted model, not a curated record. Gene Ontology annotation, biological process: endoplasmic reticulum organization; protein homooligomerization.
CGUGGCUAAGCAAGAUCAAGUUCAAAGAGGGAAACGAGAUCUUGAACGUCACGCUGGAUAUUUUAACCGAACAAGAUGGCGGAUUACAGUGGACGGAGAAAUCAGGAUUUCUUGGGGACAAAUCAUAUAAAUAACAGUUUUGACGAAGAUAUUACCGGUGUAGAGGAGGUGCCACUGUCCCGUGCUUCUCAAGAUUCAAGCAGGAUGGACAGAGUUUCUCCGUGCAAGGUGGAGGAAGAUCUCAAACCCGAGGAGGAAGAGCUAGUCACAGAAGGAGCUCGGCCUAUACAGAUAGUUGUUGCAAAUGAGGAGGACCAUAAAUUUGAAUUAGAUGCUGGAGCAUUGGAAAAGAUCCUAAUGCAAGAUCAUAUCAAAGACCUCAACGUGGUUGUGCUCUCUGUGGCUGGUGCUUUUCGCAAGGGAAAAUCCUUCCUGCUAGACUUCAUGCUUCGCUAUAUGCACACACAGUCAUCUGAGUCAUGGAUGGGAGGAGAUGAUGAGCCUCUAACAGGUUUCUCCUGGCGGGGUGGUUGUGAGAGAGAGACAACAGGAAUUCAAGCCUGGAGUGAAGUAUUUGUGGUGGAAAAGGCUGAUGGUAGUAAGGUUGCCGUCCUGCUGGUUGACACUCAGGGAGCUUUUGACAGUCAGUCCACUAUUAAAGACUGUGCUACAGUUUUUGCCCUCAGCACUAUGACCAGCUCCAUGCAGGUUUAUAAUCUUUCCCAGAAUAUUCAAGAAGAUGACCUGCAGCAUCUUCAGCUUUUUACAGAAUAUGGUCGCUUGGCACUAGAGGAAGUCUAUGAAAAGCCAUUUCAGAAACUGCUGUUUCUAAUCAGAGAUUGGUGUUAUCCCUAUGAGCAUGAGUAUGGACUUGAUGGAGGGAAUCGUUUCUUGGAACGGCGACUACAGGUGAAGCAGAACCAGCAUGAAGAGCUACAGAACGUGAGGAAGCAUAUCCACUCAUGUUUCUCAAGCAUAGACUGUUUUCUGCUGCCUCACCCAGGAUUGAAGGUUGCGACUAAUCCCUACUUUGAUGGGAGACUGAGAGAUAUUGACAGUGAUUUUAAGAAAGAGCUACAGAACCUGGUGCCUUUACUACUUGCCCCAGAGAACCUGGUGGAGAAGGAGAUUAAUGGGGCCAAGGUGACUUGCAGAGACCUACUGGAGUAUUUCAAGGCAUACAUCAAAAUCUACCAAGGAGAGGAACUCCCUCAUCCAAAGUCCAUGUUGCAGGCAACUGCUGAAGCAAACAACUUGACAGCUGUGGCUGGGGCUAAGGACACGUACAGCCGGACCAUGGAGCAGAUAUGUGGUGGAGACAAACCAUAUAUUGCACCAGUUGACCUCCAGCGCUAUCAUGAUGAGGUGAAGCAAACUUCUAUGAAGCAGUUCCGUGCCAUUAAGAAAAUGGGAGGAGUUGAGUUUAGCCAGCGGUACCAGGAACAGCUGGAAUCUGAGCUUGAUGAAGUGUAUGCUAAUUUCAUCAAGCACAAUGAAAGCAAGAACAUUUUCUAUGCAGCACGAACACCUGCAACUUUGUUUGCUGUCAUGUUCGUCGCUUACAUAGUCUCCACAGUAACAGGGUUCAUUGGCAUAUCAGUGAUCGCUGCUCUGGCCAGCCUUGUGAUGGGAGUGUCCUUGAUGUCACUGUGUGCAUGGGCGUAUGUGAGAUAUUCGGGUGAAUAUCGAGAAGUGGGCGUGGCUAUAGACCUUACAGCAGAAGCCUUGUGGGAGCAGGUGCUGAAGCCUUUGACUGAGCAAUAUAUGGAGGAAAAUAUCCGCCAGUCUGUAGUUAACUCUAUAAGAGCCAGUCUAACUGAGCAAGUGACACAAACUACAAAGUUAAAAACUAACUGACAGUGUGUUAAAUCUCCCCUCUCUCUCUUGUUCAGUGUGUACAGAAAUGUUUUUGCACAGUUUUAUUGUGUACUCUUUUACCCUUAGGUUGAAAAAUUAAAACCAAAGUUUACAACCCAGACUAGUUAUGAUGUACACUUUUAGUGAGUGUCUGAAAUUUCACCAAUAUAACACAACAUAAAACACAUGCAUACCUCUCUCUGUUUUUCUCGUUCCUUUUUGUAGUCCUAAAAACAAUCAACCAGUUUUAGUUCCUUUUAGAAUGAUUCCUUCAUUUUUGUGUUUAAAUAUACAUUUUGUCUUAUUUGAAUCUUGCUGACUACAGGAAUGCUACAGCAGUACAACGUCUGCUCGCUACAGAAUCAUGUUUAAAAACCGUCUCCUUCAGCAAACGCACUACCCACAGAAUUUAAAGCCAUUCUGAACGGCCAUCUACGUUUGAAAUUGUAUCAUAACUACCAGCAUGUAUUCAAACACAUCUGCUCACUGCCACGGUUCUCAUCACAUCUUGCACAACCGUACACUGAAAUUUGUUUGGAUAACUUGGUGUUGUCUGCCUUUUAAGGAUGCAUUGUAAUUUAUUUUUAAGUGAUUAAAAAUAUUUAAAUAUC